Messenger RNA from Pseudo-nitzschia multistriata, 2459 nucleotides. The record is from the annotation of a GenBank genome assembly. NCBI's taxonomy places the organism in Eukaryota, Bacillariophyta, Bacillariophyceae, Bacillariales, Bacillariaceae.
CMCUUAUCGCGAAAGAUCCUACAAUUUGCGUACAUASAAGGAUUAAAUAAUACUGUAGCACAGAGAGAGAUCGUCAACAAGAAUUUACCCAGAGCAAAAGYAGAAGCGAGUCUACAASAAAAGAAAACAACGACUUCAUACGCGAAGACGAACAUGUCUGCCCGAGAAACAUGGGAGAGCCGAACGGCAUUUAUCCUGGCCGCUGUUGGCGCAGCGGUUGGAUUCGGAAACGUGUGGAGAUUCCCUGCUCUGGUCUACAAAUUUGGUGGCGGUGCGUUUUUCAUUCCGUAUGUCCUGGCCCUGGUUAUAGUCGGAAUCCCGCUCUUGAUCCAUGAAAUCGCCAUGGGACAGCACCUGCAAAAAUCAGAGAUCGGUGUCCAGCACCAUCUAAACAAACAUACAAAGGGAGUCGGUGUCGGUUCCAUCCUGGCGGGAAUGAUGGUUGCCACCUACUAUGUUCCGCUGGUUUCGUGGUGCAUCCGUGCUUUUUUUGAAAGUUUUGGGAAGAUGCGAAACGAUUGGGCCGGCAUAGAAGGAUCCGAUGCCAUGGAAUACUUUUACCACACCGUAAUUGGCCAAUAUACACUAGACGAGGAUCAAAAGCCGACACGAAUCGUGGUUGCCAAUGUCUUUUACUUGGCAUUUACGUGGGCUAUCGUAGGAUGCUGCCUCAGUUUUGGAUUGAAAUGGACGGGACGAGUGGCUUACGUCACUAUGGGAAUGCCAAUACUGAUGCUGUUUAUUCUACUGAUUCGAGCUUUGACCUUGCCGGGAGCCUCUAAUGGAGUUCACCAAUAUUUUGCGGAAUGGGACUGGUCGGUCCUGGUAGAUAAACCCGAUAUUUGGUCUACGGCGGUCUCGCAAAUCUUUUUCUCCAUCGGUAUCGCAGUAAGUAUUUGAAAGUCUUUUGUUGAUUCGCUUUUGCUAUCCCUUGAAGAACUAAGCAUCUCCCGACCAACAAAUUACCAACUCACCUUCUAUGGCUCUGUGAUCACUAUUCAGUUUGGAGUCAUGACAGCGUUCGGAUCACAUUGCGACAAGAACGCGCCUGCCAUUGAGAACAGCUUUAUCAUUGCGAUCGCAAAUUCAACCUUUUCAAUUCUGAGUGGGGUGUGCCUGUUCAGCGUUAUGGGGUACAUGACUGAGCAAGAAAAUGAUUUCCGUGUGUACGCGGGCCCAUCGUUGCUCUUUGGGGUCUAUCCUGCGGCCCUGUCGACCAUUCCAGGCGGCCUGCACUGGGUCCGCUUUUUGUUUCUGAACAUGAUUCUGUUAGGGUUGGACAGCGCCUUUGCCCUAGUGGAGGCCGUGGGCUCCCUCAUUACCGAUUCUCAAUACGGACACGUUGUUACGAAGCCGAUGGUGAUCUCCGCCAUCUGCGGGAUCGGCUUCUUCGGUGGACUUCUCUAUACGACUGAUGCAGGGCUUCUCUUUUUGGACACAAUCGAUUUCUAUGUCAAUUUUGCUGUCUUGUUUCUGGGAUUUGGCAAGGCCCUGAGUGCGGGAUGGAUAUAUGGCAUGAAGCRCCAGAUCGAAAACAUUGGAAACAGAUGGAACAUUGCGUACGCGUAUUUUGGGACGACGUUUGGAAGUUUUCUGUUCGCGUCGCUUGUGUGGUUCGGUGUCACGGGGGAAACCUUCUGGCUGGGAUUUAUUUCUCUGGUCGUGAUUUAUGGUAGCGGUGUUGCCUAUUGUUUGCAUAACCUGAAAGAACUGGUGGACGAAGACAAGAGCGUAAGCAUGAGAUUCUUGCGGAACGAGUUGCUAAUGGGAAAUAUAUUGGAGUUGCGCGACGAAUUGUCGUCCUCCGUCGGACACAUACCGUGGAUCUGGGCGUUUCUAAUGAAACACAUCAUUCCGCAGAUUUUGUUGGUGCUAUUUUUCAACCUUUUUUUCUCUGAAACAGCUUAUGGUAAGUCGGAAAGAUGCUUCGUGGAACGUUUUGUCCAGCGCUCCCACUAUGUUGCAGCGGCAACUUUUCAUUCAAACAAAGGUACCCGAGGGUAAUCUCGCUCAUCCUGCUUUAUUGUAACAAUCACCCAAAUCUUUUCGAUUAAACCUUCUUUUUGUCGUUUAAAAAACUUACAGGCACCAUUGACUUUGGAAAUUACAACGGCUACGAAACGUGGCCGUACCAGGCGGUAGGUGUGACAUCGGCACUGGCCGUAUUCGGUGCAGUUUUGGUUGGUGUCCUGGAUUCCAAGAUCUUUGAUUGCUUGGUAUCCGAUAGCACUGACGAUAGCAACAACGACGAUUCGUGGGUGGACGUUGUAGAAAUGAAAGAGCACGCUACGAGCGGAAACAACCAAAACAAUUUGGAGGAAGUACGGGUGCCAUCGCCCAGCUCGGAGUACAGCAUCAUGGACGACUUGGAAAACCCGAAAGAAGCGACCAAAGCCACCGCAAAGGGAGCCAUUCUGGCAUGACGGGAAAAUAGCAAGAAAGAAAGAGAUGGGUCCAUU